CAUUUUUUCCUCAACUUUGUGAAAAAGCUGCUACGAAAUCAGUCAUUAUUGGCCGCAACCAUCACGGGAAAAAACAUCUUAAGACAUCCUGGAGAGACUAACGUGUUAAGCAUGCUGAGCAUGUCAAAAAAAAAAUAAACAGUGACUAUGACCCACUAGCCUGUACCGUCAAGGGUGUAGCACCAAUUUCUAGGCCCCAAGACAUUAGUCUCCUGAUACAUACUCCUAACGCAUACAGUUGUUUGAGCAAAAUUAAGUAAGUAGUGCAAAAUAACUAAAUAUAAUAACUGAAUAUAUAUAUACAGUAUAUACAUACAUACAUACAUAUAUACUGUAUAUACAUACACACACACACACACAUAUAUAUAUGGAUAUUUAUGAAAAUAAAUAAUGUCUCAAAAAAACUGGACAAUAUAGAUCUAAUCCAGAUAACCUUGGUAUCGAUACAAUCGAUAUUUGGAUCCAUAUUUAGGUCACACCCCCUCCCUCCAUGCUGUACUGUGUUACCUCACUCGGUUCCAGUCAGUGCGAUGGGUUCAGUGCUGGGCAGCUCCCACUGGUUAAGGUCGUGGCCCGGCCGCUAACUCGCAUGGGUGAUUGUAUGUAGCCUGUGCGUGCCACGGAGAGUUUUCAUGCGGUAGACUAUGGAGGAGUUGGCCAGAGAGAGCAUUAGCCUGCUGGCUUCAGCCUCAGCCAAGCCGCGGGUGGAAGUGGCCGGGCCCCGGCUAGGCUCCAUGGGGGCCAUCUUCAUCAUGCUGAAGUCUGCGCUGGGCGCUGGACUCCUCAACUUCCCUUGGGCCUUCGCGAGAGCCGGGGGCAUCCACAGUGCAAUAACCGUGGAGCUGGUCUCCCUUGUUUUCUUGGUCAGUGGUCUGAUCAUCCUGGGCUAUGCGUCCUCUAUAAGUGGCCAGUGCACCUACCAGGCAGUGGUAAAGGAGGUGUGCGGCCCAUCCAUCGGUCAGCUGUGUGAGAUCUGCUUUGUUUUUAAUCUUUUUAUGAUCUCUGUGGCCUUCCUUGUCAUUGUGGAUGACCAGCUGGAGAAGUUGUGCGGAUCCCUGUAUGAGCUGGUAACUGGUUUGCCAGACUCAGAGAUGCCCUAUCACUUCUACACGGACCAACGCUUUGCCCUGGUGCUGCUGUGUGCCUUCCUCAUUCUGCCUAUUUCCACCCCAAAAGAGAUCAGCAUUCAAAAAUACAUCAGUGUACUCGGCACUCUGGCUGCGACCUACUUGACCACAGCCAUCAUCAUCAAGUAUCACACGAUGCAUUCUGUUCUCCUUCACAUAACCCCUCUCUACAGCAGUGGGAUCAGCUCCUGGGCAUCCACGUUCAGUGUCAUCCCAACCAUCUGCUUUGGUUUCCAGUGUCACGAGGCAUCCAUCGCCAUUUACAGCAGCAUGGAGAACCAGCGUCUCUCUCACUGGGCCUUCAUCUCUGUGGUGACGAUGAUCAUCUGCCUCAUCAUCUACUCCCUCACAGGGGUUUAUGGGUAUCUGACAUUUGGCAAGGAUGUGAAGCCUGACAUUUUGAUGUCAUACAUGGGUGAGGACAUUCUGAUGGUCAUCGCCAGGCUGCUGUUUGGAGUGUCCAUUAUCACCAUCUACCCCAUCAUCCUGCUGUUGGGCAGAUCCGUGAUCCAGGAUCCUCUGCUGAGUUGGUGGCGGAGGUGUGGUGGUGUGGUGACAGUUGAGUUUGAAAGUCGCAGUCGGUACACGCUGACGUUUUUGUGGAUAACCGCAACUCUUCUCAUUGCUGUGUUCGUACCAGACAUCAGUAAAGUCAUCAGUGUCAUCGGGGGCAUCAGUGCCUUUUUCAUCUUCAUCUUCCCAGGACUUUGUCUGAUGUUUGCCAUGCAGUCUGAGCCCGUGUCUUGCAAGACCAGAGUCUUCCUCACAGCUUGGGGGGUGGUCACCCUGCUAUGCGGCGCGUUCAUCUUUGGCCAGAGUACUACUAUUGCUGUUAUGCAACUCCUUGGAAAGAUCUGAUGCCGAAGACUUGAUUGGGGAAAAUAGCUUCGAUCUUGUUCUUGUGCUGCUGAAGACCUCAUGUUCUUCACUCUUGACAGAACAAUCAAUGUGCCUGCCUCUGAAGACCAGAUGUUAAGCAGCCUCGAUGACAACAAACUUAAUCCCAUCACCUCUUUGGUGUGUUUGGGCUAAUUAUUCAUUAUUGAUGAGCUCUGACUGGGGUGGAUGUGUGGUUGAAUGCUCUCAUGAGCAUCACAAAUGUGUGUACAGCUAGUGUAUGUGUGUGUGGCGAAGUGAUGGUUGUGUGUUUUAAUGUUUAUAUGUGAGACUCCAACUCCAACCAAGUGGGCAUAAAACACCUCUCGCUUCUGUGAAAUGGAAAUUUUCCAUUUUCACAGGUUGCUACGAGCGAUUCGGUCGUUAUAUUCACGUGGCACUAAAUUUAAAUACCAAUUCAAAUAAAUCCAA
Molecule: messenger RNA, 2435 nt
Organism: Dunckerocampus dactyliophorus (ringed pipefish)
Lineage: Eukaryota; Metazoa; Chordata; Actinopteri; Syngnathiformes; Syngnathidae
Gene: slc38a8a
Product: solute carrier family 38 member 8a
Exons: 10
Coding region: 645-1985 (446 amino acids)
Biological process (GO): amino acid transmembrane transport
Molecular function (GO): amino acid transmembrane transporter activity
Source: RefSeq, a predicted model, not a curated record